This is a messenger RNA of Plasmodium vivax (malaria parasite P. vivax), 6246 nucleotides long. RefSeq lists its product as hypothetical. The coding region runs from base 1 to 6246 and encodes 2081 amino acids. Lineage: Eukaryota; Apicomplexa; Aconoidasida; Haemosporida; Plasmodiidae. The transcript has 4 exons. The record is from RefSeq and is a predicted model, not a curated record.
AUGAAUAAGCAGUGGAAGGGCCAACCGGACGAAAAAGCACCAGCCACUCGCCCAUCCGAGAAAAUGAAAAACUACAACGCUAACAGCUCGAGGAGCAAAAUGAAGGGGGAAAAGGGCGCAGCCCAGGGUGCCAGCCAUGGCGGUGGGUACGGCGGCGGGUAUAGCGGCGGGCAUAGCGGUGGGUACGGCGGCGGGUAUAGCGGCGGGCAUAGCGGCGGGCAUAGCGGCGGGUAUAGUGGCGGCUAUAGCGGUGGGCACAGCGGCGGGUAUAGUGGCGGCUAUAGCGGUGGGCACAGCGGCGGGUAUAGUGGCGGCUAUAGCGGUGGGCACAGCGGCGGGUAUAGUGGCGGCUAUAGCGGUGGGCACAGCGGCGGGUAUAGUGGCGGCUAUAGCGGUGGGCACAGCGGCGGGUAUAGUGGCGGCUAUAGCGGUGGGCACAGCGGCGGGUACAGUGGCGGGUACAGCAGCGGCUACUACCCCAACAGCAGUUCGUCCUACCACAAGAAAAAAAACAGCGGCAAGUACGGAAAGGGCGCGUACGAUAAUGAGUACACAAAGGAGAGAGAUAAGAAGGGGAAGAAUUUCGAUGGGAGGCCUCACAAAAGCGAGCAGUCCAUUGGUGGGCACGGAAACAGGGGUAACACGAAUAGGGGCGACUCCAGUAGGGGGGGCCCCAAUAGAGGCGUCGACAGUAGCACCCACGUAGGAGGCACCCAGACACAUGAAGACCUCGCCGCGUUUAAUCUGAACAAAAAUGAUAGCAUCUUCGAAGACGUAGACAGAAUCAAUAACAUCACCUUCGGCCUCAACGACAACCCAGAAGGGGACUUCUCCUACACGAUGAAUAACAACCUAAUUGAAAAUGAAAAAAAGUUAUUUAAGCUAAAUAAACUGGAGAAUAAGAAUGUAGAUUGCUCCGAGUUUUUGCUACAGGAAAGGGACACCCUUGAUGGUAGCUUCGCACAUUUUAUCAAGCGGGAGGAUGAAGGGGACCCCUUUUUUGCCUACCACGAGGAGGGGGAGCGACACCACCACCAGCAGCUAGGGCAGCGCCUGGGGGGGCUCUACGGGGUUACAGAGAAGGAAGUGCCCUCGAAUGAGGUAAACCACAGCAGCAAGCACAUGAAGAACGUCAGCUUACCCCCCAGCAGCAAACAGAGGAACAACGAAAGUGAUGACCUCUUCCAUUUUGAUAACAAAAUGUGCAACUUAACAAAAUUUAUUAACAAAAAUAUCUUUUACGCAAACGAAAAUGAUGAGGUGAAGGGGGACGUGAUGAACGACGACUUGAUGAACGACGACGUGAUGAACAACAUGAUGAACGACGACGACUCGGUUGACAGUGCAGACCCAUUCAGUUUUAUGAACACCCCCCAGAGGAGCAAGCAGUCGGUACAAAAUAAGGUCUCCACCAAAGGAGGAAUUAAAAGCGCCUCCAACGAUAGAGAGCACAUGCAGAGAAAGUACUACCCAGAAGGGGAACCCCCAAAUAGGGACCAGGCAGAUAGCGAAUUCGAGAGGAAGGCAAACAUCGAUUCUUAUCGAUUUAACGAAAAUGAUUUUACGAAAAUUUAUUUGAUGAAUAAUUUUGAACAGAUCCAUGACAGCAGCACUUUUAAUGAAAAUUUUAAGGAGGGGGAUUAUUUGCACAUGUUGGGCAGAAAAAAUGUGAAAAAGGCAAGCAGUAGUAGUAACCUCAUGGGAGGGGAUCUCCAAAGGGGAGGUGCCGCAGAGGAAGCCUUAGGAUUGGAGGGCCUCCCGUGGGGACAAGACAACUCCGAGCAGGCCAGAAUGCUAACACGCAGUAUGAUGAACAACGCGGAGAGGAACUUCUCCAUCGGAGGGAUGAACGAUUUGAUGUUGGAUGGUAGGAACCGUGAAAUGGAUGAAAAUUUGCACUUUUUGAAUAGCCUCAGAAAUGUGUAUGGCCACCUGGGUGAGGAAGAGGGCGGUGCUAACAUGCGGGGCAUGCCAGGCAUGGAUGAGAUGGCAGGCAUUCCCAGUGUGCGCGAUGGGCCCGGCAGGUACACUAACGAUGUGCACCUCGAGGAGGAGCAGCACCAGCUGCGCCAGAUGAGGUUGUCAGCGGAGGAGAACUACCUGGACCCCCCGCGCAAGGUGCCAACCAACCUGGCCAAUCUGGCCAAUCUAACCAACCUAACCAGUCUGACGAAUUUAUACCCCUUCAAGGAAAACGAACUGAACGACGACUUCCUCCUAAGCAUGAACGAAAAGCACCCAAUGUAUCUUUUGAAGGAGGAUGACUAUUACCUGAAAAAUGACAGAAGUAACCACCACUUGGUGAAUGACUUGAGGAGUUACAAGGAAGGUUAUAAAAACGAAUCGUUCAUUUUGCCUGAACAUGAGGAUCAGUCAAGUGAGUUUCUCUUCCAAAUGGGUCCCACCAAGGGCAUCCAUUUGGGGGGCAUGCACUUAGGAGAAGAUAUGGGGGCACCCCGACAGGAAGGUCUGCCACUCGCAGAGCGGUUACUCAGCGGGGAGCUCAUCCCCCCUCCUGAGGACUACCCAUUGAGGAAUAACCUCCAUGAGGAAAAUUACUAUGCCAAUUUAAAUGAAAAAAUAAAGAGAGUGAAGGAGCAGGAGGAGGAAGACGUAGAGGAGUCCUUGUUCUUUGGGCAAGACGGGGACCUCAAACUGGACGUGACGAAUGACCUAAACGCGCUGAAAAUUUUGAAUAACUACUAUUUGGAUGACAAGGCGAAUGACUUUAUGCUGAUGGAGAAGGGCAAGAGUUCGCUGCUCGGCGGGGAGUUGAACUUGUCGGGCGGUGCGGGCUUCCGGGCGGAGGGGCACCCCGAUGGGCGAACCCACAUUGAACGAUCGCCAAAUGAACGACCGCCGCGCGACCGCCCGCAGGCCAACAAGCCCGGGGGAGGCAAGGCGAAAGGCGGGCCCAACUACGCCAAGGACAGCCACCGCAACCGCCACGCGGGCCACUUCGACAAAGGGAACAACCCAUCCGGCAAGAACUACCCCAGUGCGCAUGGCGGCAUGCUACGGGACAGACCGCACAGAAGCACUUCAUCCAGUGGGUACAUAGGCAAAUAUGACCAGAAGAGCUAUUUUUACAAAAGCGAAAGAAUGAAAAAUAAUAGCAGCAGUAAGGCGUACCAAAUGAGUUACUCUCUCUCCUAUGAAGGUGGAGGCGGAGGCGGCAAGGGACACGGACAUACCCUGAGGAACGUGAUGAGCAGCGAGAUCUACCACCGCACAAAUGAGACGAACGGGUCGACCUACGAAAGCUUCAUAAUUCGUUUGAAAAGACAACACAUGCUCAAGUUAACGAGCUUCCUAAGGAUGACUUAUAAAAACGCCAACCUCAAUGAUAUGAAUGAGGACCUUUAUAACUACUACAGAUUUAUAAACAAAAUUAAUGGGAACAUUAAACAGAGUAAUUACUUCUUCAAGUAUCGUAACCUCAUGAAGAAGAGUGACAAGGACAAGUUGCUGAGGAUUCAACUCUCCUAUAUGAUUAUAAACCCGUCAAUUCAGAAGAAUAGCGGCAAAUGGAACUUCAAAAAUGAGGUGAGAAAUGGCCCAGGACAGACCCCUCUAAAGGAUGGCCAUGAAGCGGGAGAUAGAGUUAGCGGUGAUGGAGCAGAUCAGGGAGACCGCAAAGGGGGAAGGCGCACCACCAGUGGAGACCAUACCGAUGGUGAGGCAGACAGUGUCGACAGUGGUGAUAGCGAAAUUAUAAAUCUCCCAGGAGGAACGGACAGGAUAAGAACCAACUGUCUGCCAAACGAUGACAAUUUUACGAUGCUCUAUUCCAAUGGGGAGGAAGAAAAACUGUACAGCCUACUACAUGAGGAUAACUUUGACCUGCACAGCGAAAAUAUCCUUAACAUUGACCUGAACAAAAUAUUAAACUUAACCUCCAGCGGUAAAGCAGAUCAGCAGGGUGACGAUGCGAAGGAAGAAGUGGAAAGGAACAAAGAGGGGGAAGCUGCCCGUGAGAGUGACAACACAGGUGGGGAGGGUGUCCAGGCGGGUCAGCCAAACGAGGGGGAUAAAGCGACAGCAGAGUGUGAAGUCGCCAAAGAGGACGGCGGGAAGAAGGGAGAACCCACCAGCGGGGCUGACAAGGCAGAAGGCCAAAACGACACACCUAAGUAUGACAACACGAACAAACUGGGCAGAUUCGUCUUCGCCACGGUGCAUGAGCCAAGAAAUUUAAUAACCCUUGCGAAGAAUGAUCCCCUUUUUGAUAGCCACGAUGAGGUGGUGGAGAAAUUUAAAAACAUCAUAAUUAGGGAGGUUGCCCCGGAGGAGGGACCAACCGGGGGAAGUAACGACGAUGGAGUUACCCCCUCUAAGAAGAGCUCCUCUAAGGGCGUAAAAAAGGAUGACAAGAAAGGGGAAGAGAAAAACUCCGCUGAAGGGAAAACCGAACCUGCUGUGGCCAAACCGCUCAUGAAAGACGUCGUCACGAAGAAAAUGAUGGAGAUGCUGUGGGACCUCUACAUAGACAUAAAGAAUAUUUACAAAGACAUUGACAAGUGCCCCUACACACAUAUCGAGACCAUUUCUAAGUAUAAUGAAGAGAUAAAGAAGAAAAAAAAUACCCUCUUUAAUUUUAUCCUUUUGAAGAAGACGGGGGAAGAGGAAACAGUCUGCUCUUCCCUCAUGAGUAGGCAUAACAACUUGUUUUUGAAGAAGGACGUAAGCAACGUGGACGUCACGGUUAACAAGCAUCUUUACCUUUACCUAACGGACUCCCUCUACAGCAGCGUCAAUAGGCACUUCGAAUUUCUCAUUUACCCUACCGUGGCCGAGUUGAUUGUUAACCUGUCCUUCGACCGGGCCCACGUGGCGAGGUACGUCAAGCGGGGGGUGCCCCCCCCCCAGGGUAGUGGCGCGGCGUCGGGUGGUAGCAGUGGUGACACUAGCACCUCUGACAGCCCUGGCACCCCCGGCAGCGUCAGCAACAUCGGCAACAUCUUUGCGCACCGCUUCCCCUACAAGGACAACCUCGCGCAGCUGGGCGGCGCCACCCAGUUCGGCAAAGCCAUCCCCUUCAACGGGGCCUACUGCUACUACAACUUCGCCGGAUACAACGAGUGGGACAUUCUGGCCCCCCCCAGCGGUGCCACGAACUCCACCGCCAACACGGCCAACACGGCCAACGCGGCCAACUCCACCGCGAACGCCCCCAAGGAAAAGAAGAAAAAAUCCUUCUUCUACUUCAAAGAGAAGGAGAGUAAAAAAAUCUCAAAUGAGCAAGCGAGCGAAGAAACGGCAAACGAAGGCGUCCCCACGCCCGUAAGCAGCAUGCGAAUACACAACGAGGUAACCAAGCUGGACGUGGAUACAAACCAACUGAAUGAAGAAUUUAAAAAAUUGAAGAGUAUACACUGCCUAUUCGUUAAUAGCUUGUUGAAGAAAAAAGGAGCUUGCGUGUACAGAAAAAUUUUUAAAGUUGUAAAAAAGAAGAAGAGAAUGACCCUCAUUUACUCCCUCUUUAGCAACUACCUUCUUUUGCUUUUCCUCCUUGCCCAUGCGGAUUAUUGCUUCGAAAAUAUGCUCCAUUAUGAGGAGUUCCUAAAGCUGCAGCUGCUCCAUAUGAACGCCAACAUAAACACUCUGAAUAAGUUUAUUAAAAAUGAAAAAAUGCAAAAUAUUUUUUUUAUGAAUGAACACGAAGCUCACUUGCGAAAUAGCGACUCCCACCAGUUUAUUAACAUCCGGUGUAAACUCUACAGUACCAACGUGUAUUCAUCACUGUAUAUUUAUCUGUUGGAUGUCUCUCUUUCGUAUUUGUUUACCCCCGGCAUUGGCAUUGCCUACGUGCAGAGCAUCUUGGCCCUCCUCCUCUUUUACAACUAUGUGCACUUGUACAUAACGAAGCUUCUCUUUUACAAGAGUGGAGCCGCCCUCCUAACCAUUUUCCUGGUCAAGAUUAUCCCCUACGUUAAGGAGUUUGACAGAAACCUCAUAACGUGCUUCCUCUACUCCGUGCUGCACAGCGUGUUCUACAUCCUGUGCAACGUCUUCACGCACCGCCUGGAGGAGGAGAGGCGGGCACACAAGGGACCCGAAUCGGAGCUGCACUUGAAAAUAUUAAUGAGCAUGCCCAACGAAAUUAGCUUUUACAAAAUUGUGUACAAGAGUGUGUGCAGCUAUUCCCACCAGGAUAGCUUCUUCGAGGAGGAGAUCGCCCGCAUGCUAGAAGAUUUAGGAAAGGAUCCCAUCGUAAAGGUCAUAAUGAACUACAUUCAGAAAUGA